This is a messenger RNA of Gossypium arboreum, 1160 nucleotides long. RefSeq names its product glucan endo-1,3-beta-glucosidase 12. The record is from RefSeq and is a predicted model, not a curated record. Gene Ontology annotation, cellular component: plasma membrane. The transcript has a single exon. Gene Ontology annotation, molecular function: hydrolase activity, hydrolyzing O-glycosyl compounds. The coding region runs from base 36 to 1160 and encodes 374 amino acids. NCBI's taxonomy places the organism in Eukaryota, Viridiplantae, Streptophyta, Magnoliopsida, Malvales, Malvaceae. Gene Ontology annotation, biological process: carbohydrate metabolic process.
AACAAACAGAGAAAAGAAAAGAAGCUCUCAAAACAAUGCCUUCUUUUCUCUUCAUUUCCCUCCUACUUUCCUUCAUCCACUUCAGUUUUUCACUUCCUUCAAUCGGAGUCACUUACUCCACCACCACUACCACCGCAUCACCACCGCCGGAUAAGAUCUCUGCUACCAUCUCCACCCUCAAGAUCCCUAACGUCCGUCUCCCAGACGCUGACCCUUCUCUAAUCAAAGCCUUUGCAUUCACCAACACUUCCCUUUUCCUCUCAAUCCCAAACCCUCUUCUCCCCGCCGUCGCCGCUAACCGUUCCCUUGCUCUCCGUUGGCUUUACCGUCACAUCCUCCCUUUUUACCCUCGAUCCAAAAUCACCCUCAUUUCCGUCGGAAACGCCGUCCUUGAUUCCGUCGCGGAACAAGAUUUCACCCCUUAUUUGCUCCCGGCAAUGAGGAACCUCCAUUUAGCUCUCCAUGAAUUAGGUAUCAAAAAAAUCCCCGUCUCCACCACAUUCUCCUUUUUUUCCACCAUUACCACCGCUUUCCCACCUUCCUCCGCCGAAUUCCAACAACCAGCCGGCGACCUUAUCAUAAAACCCUUACUCCAAUUCUUGGAAGAAACCAACUCAUCUUUCUUGAUCAAUCUCUACCCUUACAAUCUUUACCGUCUCAACAGCGAAAUCCCAGUCGGAUUCGCCUUGUUUCAAGACUACCCUUUCAAUUUCCGAGACGAUUUAGUCACCGGAGUCCGAUACUUCAACCUAUUCGACAUGAUGGCGGAUUCCGUUUUAACAGCAAUGGCGGUAAUGGGGUACGAAAGUGUUCCGGUAAUCGUAGCUGAAACCGGUUGGCCGAGCGGUGGAGGUGAAGCCGGGGAAGUCGAAGCGAAUGAAGCGUACGCCGAGAUGUAUUUGAAAGGAUUGGUAAGGCAUUUGAAAUCAGGGGUCGGGACACCAUUGAAGAAAGAUGGGGUAGCAGAGGUAUAUGUUUAUGAAUUGAUGGAUCAUGAAGGAGGUAAUAAUGAUAAUAACAAAGUAAAAGGGAGGAAAUGGGGGAUUUUAACAGAGAAUAUGACUAGGAAAUUCAAUGUAGAGAUUUCUAGUGGGGUUAAAAACUAUGGGUUAAUGGGGAUUUUCUUGUUUUUGAUUGCUAUUUUCUAUGCUCUGCCUUAG